Molecule: messenger RNA, 1472 nt
Organism: Medicago truncatula (barrel medic)
Lineage: Eukaryota; Viridiplantae; Streptophyta; Magnoliopsida; Fabales; Fabaceae
Product: homeobox-leucine zipper protein HAT4
Exons: 4
Coding region: 239-1129 (296 amino acids)
Biological process (GO): regulation of DNA-templated transcription
Cellular component (GO): nucleus
Molecular function (GO): DNA-binding transcription factor activity, RNA polymerase II-specific; sequence-specific DNA binding
Source: RefSeq, a predicted model, not a curated record
CCCCACUACCCCCCAUUUUCUCUCCUUUCUAUAUAUUCUCCACAACCCUGCCUUCCCACUUCAUUGAUAAUCAUCCAUCCAUAAUCUCUCUCUCUCUCUCUCUCUCAAUAGAAAAAGCUUGUUCUCUUUCACUCUUCCUCUCCUCUCCCCCGAAUUUUCUUUCUCCCAAGUAACCUCCUUCAAAAAACAAAGCACUUUAGUUUUCUUUCUUGUAUUACAAGAACAAAGAUUAGAAACAAUGAGUAUUGAAAAGGAAGAUUUUGGUUUGAGCCUAAGUUUGAGCUUUCCUCAAAAUCCACCAAAUCCUCAAUACCUUAAUCUUAUGUCUUCUUCAACUCAUUCAUAUUCUCCUUCUACUUUCAAUCCUCAAAAACCUUCUUGGAAUGAUGUUUUUACUUCUUCAGAUCGGGAUUCGGAGACAUGCAGAAUCGAAGAACGUCCUUUAAUUCUCCGAGGAAUCGAUGUGAAUCGGUUACCUUCAGGUGCUGAUUGUGAAGAAGAAGCAGGAGUUUCAUCACCAAACAGCACCGUUUCAAGUGUGAGUGGUAAAAGAAGCGAAAGAGAAGUUACCGGUGAAGAUCUUGACAUGGAAAGAGAUUGUUCAAGAGGAAUCAGUGAUGAAGAAGACGCUGAAACUUCAAGGAAAAAACUUAGACUCACCAAAGACCAAUCAAUCAUUCUCGAAGAGAGUUUCAAAGAACACAACACUCUUAAUCCCAAACAAAAAUUGGCACUUGCAAAACAAUUGGGACUUCGUGCUAGACAAGUUGAAGUUUGGUUUCAAAAUCGUAGAGCAAGGACUAAGUUGAAGCAAACAGAGGUAGAUUGUGAAUUUUUGAAAAGAUGUUGUGAGAAUCUAACGGAUGAAAAUAGACGGUUGCAAAAAGAAGUGCAAGAGUUAAGAGCAUUGAAACUUUCCCCACAAUUCUACAUGCAAAUGACACCACCAACAACACUUACCAUGUGCCCCUCUUGUGAGCGUGUCGCUGUUCCAUCAUCUGCCGUUGAUGCUGCCACGCGUCGUCAUCCUAUGGCUUCAAAUCACCCUCGUACGUUUUCCGUGGGACCAUGGGCCACAGCUGCUCCAAUCCAACAUAGGACCUUUGAUACACUCCGUCCUAGAUCUUAACGUGUAUGGAUGAGCAAAAACACAAUUUUAAUGAAACAAAAGAAACAAAAUGGUUGUAACAGCGUUCCAUGAAUUAUGUGUUCAAUGCACUGUUUAAGAUAUGGUUGUUAGAAGAAAUGAUUUUGUGGGUCUCUAAUGUUUUUUGUUUUAGUUUAUUUGACCCCAUUGUCUUCUUUUGGUUUGGGGCAUGGCCUAUUCUAGUCCUAGUUCUAGUUUAGUUAGAAAUUUUAGUUUUUUUUUUUUUUUUAAUACUUAUUUCUUUCUUUCUUUCUAGUUCUCAUGAUUAAUCAGAGACUUAUGUAAAGUGAUCUAAUUAAUUUAAGUAUAGUUUCAUAUGUUAGCA